Xyrichtys novacula (pearly razorfish) is the source of this 10536-nucleotide messenger RNA. The record is from the annotation of a GenBank genome assembly. Lineage: Eukaryota; Metazoa; Chordata; Actinopteri; Labriformes; Labridae.
AGCAGCAGCAGUAACCCUAUCACAGACUCCCUUCAUCGUGGUGCAGAGACUGGGCAGCAGGCGUCCUCCUCCACCGACCAGCUCUCUCCUCUGUCUGAUAGCAUGUUGUGAUGUAGGCAACAUUAACUGUCUUCGCACUCAAAAUGCUGAAGCAAUAGCAUGUCAGUCAUAGUAAGUGCCAGUUUAAGUUAAUGCAUGAGGCUGUUAGCAUGCACGACUUAUAGCUGUGUUGUAUUGUAUCCUGUGCAGGCUGUAGAUCCUUUAUGGAAGAAGACAAGAGACAGUUAUGUGAGUUAGCUUGGACUAUGCACUGUUUUACAUAAAUAGUUACCACCGACAACAGAUUUUCGCAACUGUGAUGAUUAUGAGAUACAUUAUAAAUUGGUCGACCUACAAAUAUGAGCUGUACCUAGCAUUUAAGAUUGACUGUAUUAGUAAACUAUGUCCUAGAGAGGCUAAGCUAAGCAGCCGUUAGCUCAUGCUAGCAAAAAGGAGGAACAGGGGGGAGUGACAGUUGAGGCCUUUAAACUCAGUUUGUACAACCAGGAUAUCUGUUGAAUCGAUUUAUAAACUAAUACUGCUUUAGUUUUUCGGCAACUUCUUCAGAUAGUCAUUAACAUCCAACAUCUACAUCUCCAUUUCACAGCCAACCGCUAGCGAUAGACGAUAUGUGGGGGAGACAUUGCAAUGAAUGUUACUAAGUAUAACUCAUCUUUUACAGUCCAUGCUUGUUUUCAUUAUGAAAUGUCUGAAUCUAUUACCUGACCUAAAAGGACACUGUUAAAAUACUAGAUGAUGCGACCCAGCAGAAAGUACGGAUUUGUACGGAAGCCCUGAGCAGACAUGCUUCCAUACCUUUGCUAAUGAGCUAAAUUCAGUUUUUCGAUUCCAAAUCAACACCAGAUUAUGACAGCUGUAUGUAAGAGUUGCCAAAACAACACAGACAUAGAAAUAGUCCUAAUUUACAUCUUGAGCCAGUACUUGAAAUGUUAUUAUCUAAAAUCAAGUUAUUGUGCCUGACUGAAACCAGACUUGGAAAAUACAUGUUCACACUGAAGUCCAACCAAAAUCUCAUUAAGUCAAAUUUCUCCCAGCUGGAGAAUCACACCUAGAUGGCACACUUGGGGAUCAAUUUCCUCUUGCAAAAUUACUCAUUAGCAAGGAAAAUGAAAUAAGUCACUUGUAUGGAUGCAUGGCUAUUCAGAACCUCUGUAUUUUGUUGUCAGUGAAUGUAAAGACCCAAUAUAAAUCACUUUUCUUGGUGGAGGGUAUUGUGAUGGCUAGAAUACACACACCAUUGUAUAUUAUAAAAUUGUAAUCCAGAAGAAACUUCAAACCAGAAUUUAAGAAAAGAUGAGGCCCUUUUUACUGGAAAAGGAACUACCAUGAAAGUGAAUGAACUUACAAGAGAUAUGAGAUAUAAGAGAUAUGAGAAACUAGGCCUGCAUCUGGUCACCAUUAAUUAUAGAAGGGAGGUUUUUCUGACCGCCAUAAAUCACAGACAGACACCAAUUAAAAACUGGACUUUCCAAGAUAAAGGAGGUAGUGAAAUGCAAUUAAAAACUUGAUGACUAGAGGGAAAAUAAGCAAAAGAAGGGCCCACACCUCAUACAAAAAAUAUAUAUGAUGUGAUAUUGUAUGACCAUAUUGUCAGUCGCUCUGCAUAGCUGAUCACUGCUUUAUGAUUCUGUGAAGUAGAGUAAAGCUUUUUGGAUUCAACUUUACUGGACUCUGGUGCCUUUUCAGUAGGACAUUUGGAAAACUUCAAAAUUUCAACAAAGAUCUGAUAGGCACAGCUAGAAUUGAGAAAUUAUGGUGUUGCAGUCUCUCCAGGGGUGAAAUGUUAAAGUUAGUGGACUAAAUGGAUCUUAGAUGUUAUUUGUUUGUAACUUCAAUUUUUGCAUUUUUUUUUUUUUUUUGCAGGUUGAGAAUGGCAGAUAGAAAGGGAAAACCUGCCACACCGGUCAAAUUACUCACACAGAAAAAACUGAAAGAGCUCAAGAAAAAGGUAAGAACAUAAAGAAAAUGUUCAUAUUCUGCCUGUGUGAACAUGAUGAGGCCAUAAAAACAUGCUCCAUAUGUUUCUGUUUCACUUGAUAGGAGCAAGAGAAAGCUGCAGAGGUUUUUGAAGAAUUUGUGGCAUCAUUUGAGGCUAAUAAGAAACCUUUUGUCCAUGGGGGUGUUGUUAAUGCCACUAAAGGUAAGCAAUCAUUUAGAGGGCUAUCAUUUUGGUGUUGUUGUUGGAUGCAGCUGUAGUGCAGUUUUCUCUUUCCUUCCUGAGAAAAAUGAAUCAAGAGUUGUCUCUCAAUGUACCGGUCAAAACAAUUCAGUUUUGAGAUAAUAAAAUGAUGAUGAAAUAAAUAUGCCAAAUUCGUACACCUUUCGCUUCUAUUUGUAGUCAUGCAUAAAGAAAUCUAAUCGAUUCACUCCUUACCUUCAAACGCACUAGCAACACUCACUCGUUUAUGUUUGUUUCUUGAAGGAAUCUAUCUACAGAGUUCUGAUUUCCCGCUGACUGAGCAAAGAAUUGCUUCCUUUUUAAUGGAGCCAAAGUUGCCAUCUCCUCUGAAUAUAUUGAUAAGUUGUCAAGUUUCAUUGAUUCCUACAUUUUUUUUGCAGAGGAGGAAGCAGCAGUGCUCAACAAAAUUAAGCUGUAUCGACAUCCCACUAAGUUGAGUCCUGUGUCCCAGCGUGCCUCAUCAGUAUCAGCUGCUGACAGCAAAAAAACUGUAAGUUGUUCAGGUUUAUACUCUAAUUUAGUGUGAACAGAAACUGCUUUUGCCCCCUUUCUUCAUUUUUUCACUCUGAACAGUGUUGUGAGAUCAGGUUGUUAUAAGAAUAACCACAGCAGUUGCUUGCUUGGUUGACAGGUCCAGAAAAGAUCAACAGAAGGGAAACAGAAGAGUAAUCUUGAACUCUUCAAAGAAGAACUUAAGAUGUACGUCGUCUGAGUAAAUACGCCGCUAUCAUGUUUAAGCUCAGUCAUUUUCUUUUGAUGGUAUCUUAGCCUAAUGAAGUGUUUAUGAUAUGCAGAAUACAAGAAGAACGUGAAGAAAGGUAUAAAAGGAAGAAAAAUGUUACCGGAGGUGAAGGAAGAGAAGGAGGAGAAGGAGAGGGAGGUCUGUGUUUACCAUCAGCUGGACGAUCAAGUGAGAGCCCCCUUCCAGAGAAAUCUUUUAUUUGGAAAUGGCUAAUGCCAACACUCAUCUAACUGCUGUUAUUUCCACUGGCAGUAUAUGAUGAGAUUUCAGCACCAGCCACCACUAACCUCUUUAUAAGUCGGAUCAGUCAGAAGGUGAGGAGGCUCACUGCUUGUGAUUAGCUCAGCGCAGCAUCGAUGUCAGUUCUCUUUGUUCACUCUCUUUGUUUGUUUAGAUGAAUGAAGAAAUGCUAUGUCAAGAGUUCUGUAAGUAUGGCCCUCUGGCCAGUGUGAGGAUAAUGUGGCCCAGAAACUCAGAGGAGCGCCUGAGGAUCUCCAACCGAGCCUUUGUUGCUUUCAUGAUGCGGAAAGAUGCAGAGCGAGCUUUGGCUGGACUUGAAGGUGACGCUGACUUUUAAAAUUAGCAGAUACAUUUGACCUCAAGGUGACAAUGAUUGUGGGACAGUUUAUCUAUGUAUCUCAGGUAAAAAAAUCAUGGGGUUCGUGAUGAAGAUGGGAUGGGCGAAACCAGUGCGUAUUCCCCGUCAGCCUGUUUACACAUCCACAGGGGUGAGAGCAACAAUGCCACCCCAUUCUGGUCUGCCUUUCAAUGCUCAGCCAAUAGAUCGAUUCCGGAAUGACUUCACCAAACCAUUGGACACGGACAAAGAGGACCUUGACAAGGUAUACCUGUCCCUGUUAUAUGAGAUAUUUACAUGAUUAAUAUUUGUUGCUCAUUUUAAGUUCCAUGAAGCACUACAGGCUUUGUUAUUGACAUGAGUUACCUCCGUUCUCGUAGUCAAGUGAGUGUCCUGAAACCAAAUUUCAAUUAAAGGUGAACAAAGACAAUCGGGAGAAGGGGAUAGUAGUGCACAGAUUCAAUCUACAAUGAUAUUUUAACUUUGACCACAGCAUAUCUGUUUUCAAACUUGUAUAUCUUUUGGAUAAAUCUCUGCAUCUUAUUAGAGUGAUAAGUUACUGAAGUCCUUCCCUACCAUUUUGUUGACUGACUGGUUUUCUGUGCUGUAUGUAUGCUGCAGUGUUUCAUCUGUCAGUGCUCACUUUUUAAUUCAGUCUUCACUAUUUUGGUUUGACUUCACAAACAGACUCUGUCCAAAGCCGUAGUCCAGGUGGUAAUCCCUAAAGACAGGUACACACACUCUUCUUACUUCACAGCUGGUAUCUAGUCUUGUAGGACAGAGGCAGUGGUGUGCUGCUUUUGUGUCCACUUAUUUAAUUACCUGAAUGAUCAUGCUAGAGGCUAACUAGCUACAAAAGGGGUUUUACAAUCUCAUGUUGCAACUGACUCUCUAAUGUGCGGGAAGAGUUUUGACAGAAAUAUCCUGCUCUAAUAUAUUCUUCUUUCUCGACAGGAGUCUUUUGUCUCUUAUUCACAGGAUGGUAGAGUUUGUGGUGCGUGAAGGCUUUGUGUUCGAAGCCCUUAUAAUGAACAAAGAAAUAAAAAAUCCAGAAUACAGGUAAGAACUGCUGUGCCUGUGCAGCGGUGUGUUGCUCAUGUAAGCGCCCUUGAAGGGUUAAUGUUUAAUUUACUCUUUCUUUACCGUCACAGGUUCCUCUUUGACAAUAAAAGUCAAGACCAUGUAUACUAUCGCUGGAAACUUUUCUCCAUCCUCCAGGCAGGUUUCUGAAGUAAAACCUCAUCUUUCAAAAAUUCUCCUGUUAUGUCUCAUUUUGAAGCAAUCGUUGGAUUUACGACUUCUGUUCUUAUAAUAGGGAGAUUCCCAGACGGAGUGGAGGACUACAGAUUUUUGUAUGUUCCGCGGCGGGUCCAUGUGGAGACCCCCUAUCCCGGUAAGCCACCCUCAGAGAGGUGAAGAUUCAAUGGAGGAAGAAGAUGCUUCCUCUGAAGAGGAGGUGAAGAGAGGGCAGCUCAGAGCUAAGUAUGUAUGUUCAGCAGGUAUAAAGGUUUUAACUUCAUCCAAAUUAAAUUGAAGUCUUUGUUAUUCUUCUGUUAAUGCCACUCAGAGACAAACAGAGGCUGGAGACCUUACUUACAGCGCUCACCCCGAGCAGAAAAGACAUCAUCCGUGGUAUGUUGUUCUGUCUGGAGCGAGCAGAUGCAGCUGAAGAAGUAGUGAGACUCAUCACUGAGUCUUUUUCAUGGAGUCAGGCACCUCUUUCCAACAAGGCUAGUAUGCUUUCACAUGAGCAAAGUUGUUAAAGUCGACAUGAUUACGCCUGUAACAUUUGUUGUCUUCUGUCCUCACACCUACAGAUUGCCAGGUUGUAUCUUGUGUCAGACAUCUUGCACAACUCCUUUGCAAAAGUUGCUGGUGCAUCAUAUUAUCGUAGACAGUAAGAGACUUUGUAGUAGUUCACCAUCAAUUUUUGUAUCAUAAUUGAUCUUUUCUUUAUCUGAGAGCUCUAAGUUAUUUUUGUCUCUAACUUUCCAGUUUUGAAAAAAAGCUAACACAGAUAAUCCGGGAUCUUAAUGCAGCACACAGAAACAUACAAUCCAGGCUGCAGGCUGAGCAGUUUCAGGUAAAUGUUCUUAUCCACUGUCGUUGUGUGAGGCAAAUAAGCAGCAAGUUAAAACUGUUUUUCUUUGUCUACAGCAAAAAGUCUUGAAUUGUGUCAGAGCAUGGCAGGAGUGGGAUAUUUAUCCUGACUAUCAUCUACUCCACCUUCAAAACAUCUGUCUGGGCUUAGUCUAUGUAGGGGAGGAGUCCACAGAGACCCCAGAGGUGAGCUGAAUACAUAUCUGCUCAUUACAGACUUUAUCGCUUUUCUCUUAAUUGCUUUACAGCUAAUUAAACAGCUGUUCAUGCUGGAAAAUAUCUGAUGAUCAAGCAUGUUUGGACUGAAACAACUUUAACAGAUGCUCCAUUGUGUCCUCACCUUUUAGGAUGCGUCUUCUGGUCUCGAUGGUGUUCCAAUGGUCAGCAAAACGACAUGUUCAAACUCAGCCCUCAUGGAUGACCUGGACGGCUGCCCCAUAGGCUGGAAUCUUGAUGGAGAUCCUGUUGAUGACAUAGAUGGUGUUCCCCUCGAAGUCGCUGUUGAUGACAUUGACGGGAUGCCCUGUAAGUUCAUCAUGUGAAAGGACAUAUGUAAAGCUCUUAAAUGGAGAGUUUUUGUUUGGUUAUAAAAUUACUACUGAGACCCUGAAAAAUUACUCCAAGUUACCUCGGAAGUCAGAUGUCUGAGCUGGGAAUGACGUCACACCCGAGUUACCAGCGUUUCAGUUACCAAGUCGGAAAAAAGCGAAAUCGGAGGUGGAAACAAGAUGGCUACAUCUACAAAAGGAGAUGCUAAAAUAACUUAAAAUAACUAAAAUAACAGGCGCUAAAAUAACUUUUGUAGAUGUAGCCAUCUUGUUUCCGCCUCCGAUUUUGCUUUUUUCCGACUUUGUAACUGAAACGCUGGUAACUCCGAUGCGACGUCAUUCCCAGCUAGGACAUCUGACUUCCGAGGUAACUCGAAUGCAGCAUUAAUAACAUGUUCUUGUUCUGACCUGCUGUCCUCUUGUCUUCAUCAGUGGAUGAUAACGGUGUUCCUCUGUCGAAGUGGGAGAAGAGAGAUAACACUCAUACGUUUUUUCCAGGUAACACAGGUCAAGACAAACUUUGAAUCAUGUCACACACACACUCACACACACAUGAUCCUGCUCAUAUGUUCAUUUCUCUCUUAGCUGAGACCGAGUCCAAGUGGGACAUGGUGUUGGAGGACAGAGAGGAUGAAGUGAACGUGAGGUAAGGCCUCGGUGCCUCUGUAUUAAACACACAUAUUUAAACGGUCAAAUGCAGUUGAGACACAUCAUGAGCCUCCUUUCUCCUCUAUUGGCAGCAUCGACUCACAGGAUGGCGAUAAGGACUCACACAGCGACGAUAGUGGCAGUUCAGCCAAAUAUGACAGUGAAGACUUCCAGAGCUCCCUCAGAAGUUUUCACAAAGGGAAAAGGCUGAGAGAGCUGGAGGCAAGUGCACAUUAAAAAAAAAAAGUUUAUGAUAUCUGCUUUUCUGUUCUCAGUGUGGCUGUCACUUUUAUUGUCGGCCAGGUUUCAACUCAUCCAGCAAUAUACGGCAUUUAAAUUAAGAAACUAGCUAUAACUCCUGCUUCAAAUGACAUCAGCAGCUUUACUAAUGUCCCUUUUUCUGCCGUCAAGUUGCUGUAACUUACUGUGAUGUGUCCCACUCAGGUAAAGUUCAUGAAGAUCCAAGAUGAGCUGGAGUCUGGCAAGAGGCCGAAGAAGUCUGGAAUGAGCGUACAGCCACAAGUACAGCACUACAGGGACAGACUGCUGCAGAAGGUGGGUUUACAGAACCAGUCCAGAUAAGUGCAGUCUUUGAUCAAGGGUUUUUGAAACUAAUCAUUUUUAUUACUUUGCACAGUUUUUCAAAAUAGUAUCUGACUAGUCUUGAUGAAAGUCUGUGUAGUUUGCAUUUAACAGUGAAAGUGAGACUCAGCACAAACAGAUGAUCAGGUGCUGUGUCAGCAGAUGUAUACAGACAUAUCUGGAGAGGAGCAUUUUGCUUUUCUUCUUAACUGAAAACAUGGUCAUUCUCAAUCUGGGAAUAGGACUUUAAGUAUUGCAGCAAACAGGAAAGACGUCUCUACUGGAAGCUUGUUAAAAUCUUCACUGUUGGCGACUUUAGGGUUCCUGGAAAGUUGAGCUUCAUUUUAGGGGCGUAUAUGUUGCCAGGAAAUACCUGAUAAGAUUCAGAGAUUGCCUUUGGAUGAAGAAUGGCUAUCAGGUCCUAAUGACUCUCAGCAGGUUGUGGUUGCGGGAUUUUUCUCAUCUUACACUUCUCGUUUCGAUCUCUGAAAGACCAUCUGUUUUUGACUUUCGAUUUGUUACGAUUCCUGGUACAAAGUUUACAGUAAACAGAAGCUCUGCAGUUUUUCACCUCUGUCAGCAUCAACUGUCAAUGAAAAUCCCCCACUUGUGAAUUUUAGUACCUUUCUGUGCCUACAAAGUUGGUUUCAAACAGUCCUGAAGCCCCCCCGUCCUGUAUGUUUUGGAUGUGUCCCUGCUCCAACACACCUGAUUCAAAUGAUCAGCUCGUUAUUAAGCCAUUCCAGAGCUUGAUAACGAGCUGAUCAUUUGAAUCAGGUGUGUUGGAGCAGGGAAACAUCCAAAACAUGCAGGACGGGGGGGCUCGAGGACUGGACUUGAGAAUGACUGCACUAGAGUAUGUUUAUGGCAUUAAAUCAGAAUUUUUAAAAAAGGGGGGCUCAAUUCAAGAAUUCAAGAACCAAAUCAGGUGUAAGUUUGUUUUUCUUACGUGCUGAAGACAGAAAUGUAGAGAACUUAAUUUUGGACAAUAUUUCUGCAGUAUUAUUCAGCAUUUGACUCUAAUAGAUCUCCAAAGAAAUACAGCCGUCUCAUGUGUAAUAGAAAUAUUUCUUUAAUCACAAACAGUAUGGGGCAAAAUAUACAAAAGUGCUUGUUAUUAGUACAUUAAAAUCAGACUAUUAAAUUAGUCAGUUGGCACAGUAGCAAACAGUAUAACUGAUGCAGAGCACUAAAAACCAGACACAGGAUUUUGUCCAGUGUGCACCACCUACAGGAAAGGAACAUCUAGCUACAGUUUUUUUAUUUUCAUUACUGUCUCUUCUGUGUCACUGACAGCUCCCCCUUGUGGAAAACCGACAGUCUGUUAAGUGUGGAUGGGAUGAUGUGGAAGUUGCAAGCCACCUCCAUGAGGUGAUGGGAUGUCCUAUCUUGUCUUUUACAGGAGUUUGAAAAGGAUGAAGGAAAGAAUGGGAGACUGAGAUCAAAAUCUAAAGACAGAUCCAAGGAUGACAGAAGACACGGAGAGAGGCGCCGGAGAAGUAAAGACAGGGGCAGGAGGCAGCGGAGUACAGAUCUUGCUGACCAGAUACGACAAUCGAGGAGCAUUUCUCCCUCCAAGUGAGUGACAGUGGGUUCAAUAUUGAUGCACUUGUUCUGAUUACUGUUAAAUUCAACCUGAUAUCAUUUAUGACCCUGUUCACAGGAAAAAGUCUGUCAAACAGUCCAAACGUUCCAGAUCACCGUCCCCAGACAGAAAGACGAGGAAGUCCAGGUCACGGUCACCACAUCGCUCCCGCAAGAAGACAAAAAGGAGCAAACAUUGACUCUGAGAUCUGGACUUUGUCCCCCCAUUAACUUGUGGUUUCCUCUUUGAACGGACCGACUCAUCUGUUCUCUUGGUCCCCCUGCUCACACCAUAAUCUCAAGAUUAAGCACUUUUUUAUAUGAAGUUUAAACACUGUUACAGAGACAUAUAUUUUUGUUUUUAUGUUUGUUUAUAAAAUGAAAACCUGCGGAAAUAUAACAAUAAAUAAACCACCCUCUGUCAUGAUUGUGUGUGUAGAUUGUUGGUAGGGCCAGGUAUCUGAAUAUUUGACAGCUUCUCCUCUGAGUUGUAGCCAUUGAUUGGAUUUUUCUCAGUUAAAAAAAGGUUUUUCACAGGUUCUGUCUAGUUUGUGCAAAUUUUUAUUGGGGAAAUUGAUAGUGCAUUAUUUGGUUUCUGUUUACAAAAGCGGUAAGUAUGCAAUGUUACACACUUAAUUUACAGUACUAUUUUGUAGUAUGAGAUGUGCUUUCAUUAAACCAAAAUUAUAUCAAAAGGAUUGAAGUGCCAGUUCUGAUUCUGAAAAACACUGAGGAUACCCAGCCCUGAUCAUUAGUAACCGUACACGGAUUUCCUGAACCAAAGACUGGCUGUCAUGUUCGAUAGAUUUUAGAGAAGAGCUUGAGAAGCUGAAUUUGGAAAAGCUUUCUACACGGAGGCACAGAUUGUGUGUGAAUAACAUUUCAAACCGCUUUGCUUCAAAAGAAAUAGUUACUUCUCUUAACACUAAAAGUUUUGACUUGUAUUAGGACGAUGUUGUUGAAAUGUCAUGAGUUACCUUAAUCUUUGAAAUGUGAGAGCAAAGAAACAUCUAACGUGACUGUACUGUUACAAAUAGCUCGUAGCUACGCUCAGUCCUGUAAAUCCGACAGUUAUUGUACACACACACAUACCGGAACAGAUUGAGUCUCUGCUCAAACCUCACACUUGGCAUAUCUGACUGCUUUUUUUUCUCCUUUAUGCCAAACUAUUCACAGUUGCUUGGUGUCAAAGAUAAAAAAUAGAAAUGUGACAGGGAUUCAAACCUUGUCAGUAUUUUUUUUUUUACAGUCUACUUUUUCCAACUCCUCCACACGGUCCCUGUUUCCCCAACGAAGCUACACUCAGCUUUCUCUCUGGAGCAAUAACCAUUAAGUAACAGAGUGACAUCAAAUGGCCCCUUCAUCUCUGGGACUGAUAUCCACCACACAGGCCUGAAUGUGAGGAGCUGUCAACCUCUGAAGUGCUCAGUACUUUUUAACAUUGAUGAAAACCUUGAUGGCUCCAGUGAAGUCAGCCGAGAGCAGAACCUCGGUGUGAUCUGUCUUCAGGGCUCCU